Molecule: messenger RNA, 10486 nt
Organism: Acanthaster planci (crown-of-thorns starfish)
Lineage: Eukaryota; Metazoa; Echinodermata; Asteroidea; Valvatida; Acanthasteridae
Product: laminin subunit alpha-1-like
Biological process (GO): tissue development; animal organ morphogenesis
Source: RefSeq, a predicted model, not a curated record
GAAAGUAUCUCAAUCAUAUUUGAGAGUGUGGAUUGCCGACCGUUGGUGUCAUUUGGAAUAAGUCGUCCAAAAAUUACGAAAAGUUAAUGCGGUUAGAGCUAAGCAGAAGAACGUCUGGGUUCCCAACUUUCCUUUGGCUCAAGUAAACCCUAGAUGACUAGAAUAUACCUGCCGUCUUUGUUCAAGAAUGGAGAAAAUUGACGUUUUCUGGAAGAUUGUUGUCGUCUGUUCGUGUGUUCUCCAACAGGUUAAUCAAGUCAAUUCCCAGGCCUCUCCAGUCAAUGUGGCCUUGAACAAGCCCAUCUCAGCUAAUAUCACCUGCGGAUUUGAUGGCCCAGAGAACUUUUAUGGACACACGGAGAUAGCCAAGCCGCCAAACGAGCGUGUGAUCUCAAGCUGCAAUGCCAAUAACCCAGCACUGGCCCAUGGUCCAGAGAAUAUGGUGGACCUCGAUCCAGCUACUGGUGAUGUGUACACAUGGUGGCAGAGCACCUCUAGGAAUAGACUACUGCAGGAAGGGAUGCUGAGCCCAGAUUCACAGAUAACCAUCAAUUUACAGGAGAAUUACCAGAUUGAAAGCAUCCAGAUACAAAUGGGUGACUCUGUCCGACCCAAGCAGAUGGCCAUCUUCAAGUCAACAGAUGGCAUUGCCUUUAUUCCGUGGCAUUACAAAGUCACAUCUAGCAGCGAGUGUACGUCUCAGUUUGAGCUGUCGGUGACUUCCACUGUCAGUCAAACUUCUUCUGUACUUUGUACAGUGUACUCAGGAAGUGCUCAGCCAAGAAAUGAAGUGAUAACUUUUGACUUCAACCCUCCACCUAACUUGAUUGAAUGGCAGCGUGCAAGAUAUGUGCGAUUUAACUUCUACAACAUGGAACAGAGUUUUGGUCUUUUCUCAAAUGAUUAUCAUCAUUACACAGUCCGCAACAUCAAUGUUCUGGCCCGCUGUGAAUGCAACGGCCACGCCUCAGACUGUACCCUGCAGCCCCUGGCUGGGGAUCCUGGCCGCAUGACCUACCAGUGCGAGUGUGGUGGUAACACUGGCGGGUCCACUUGCAGCGAGUGCCUGCCAUUCUACAACCAGUUAGCCUAUCAGACAGGCGAGUCAGGCUUCACUUGCCAAGAAUGCAACUGCUUUGGGCACAGUGACACAUGCAUCUAUGACCCUGCAGUUGGAAGAGUGAAUGGUAGCUUGGAUUCCAGUGGGAACUACAGCGGGGGUGGUGUCUGCCAAGACUGCCGAAACUUCACUGCAGGCAUUAACUGUCAGCAGUGCCAACGUUUCUACUAUCGUCCGUCUGGCAAGCUCCAGACAGAUGAAGAUGCCUGCCAGCCUUGCAGCUGUAACAUCCCAGGUACUAGGGAGGACCCUAGCACUGGCCUGGUGAAGGGAGAGUGUGUCAUGAACAGUGGCAGCCCUAGCCCUAGUGGGAUGCUGCCAGGAGAUUGCUACUGUAAAGUCAAUGUACAGGGAUCCAAGUGUGAAGAGUGCAAAGAUGGAUUCUAUGAUCUCACAGAUGCCAACUCCAAUGGUUGUCUGAGCUGUAAUUGCUUCACUGCGGGGACGGUGUCUGCGUCUAACAUAUGCAGCAAGGACGCCACGGGCCAGUGCCCCUGCAAGAACUUCACCAUCGGCCGCCGCUGUAACCAAUGCAUGGAUGGCUACUACGGCUUGGCUGCUGACAAUCCAGAGGGGUGCUCUGCAUGCUCUUGUGAUGCCGGAGGGGCCCUCAGUGCAACCUGUGACAAGGUGUCUGGGGUCUGUGCUUGCCGGAGCAACAUUGAAGGCAGACAGUGCAACAGUUUGACAGCAUUUUCCUACUACCCUACCCUGCACUCGAUCAGUGCCGAGUUUGAAAGCAUCGACCACACUUAUUGGGAGAGAGACAGUGUAACAUAUCCUGGCUUCAGCUGGUAUGGCUACGUCACCCUCACAGGCCAGAUGUCCACCACAACAACGCUGACUGUGCCCCCCUCCCAGUUGAGAGGAACCUUUGAGAUUCUCCUGCGGGUGGCCAACCAAGGUACUACGCAGGUGGACCUGACCAUUUCCAAGAGAGGGGCGACGGAUGGAGCCAAACAGAGGGGCACCGUCAGCCUCCCCCUCUGCCCUAGCUGGUGCCUUGAUGGUGUGGCACAGAACGUGGAUGUCAGCCAAGGGUCAAGGUUCACGCUGGGUGCCGGGGAGUGGGACAUCACUAUCACCGUGAACCUCCAGGGUGGGGCAAGAGUACUUUUUGAUCAAGUUGUUGCACUGCCUAUAGAGUUCUCUGAACCCUCAUCACUACUUGGAGAGAUGGCUUCUGAUUUUACAACUGUGUGUGAUGUGUACAACAAUAACAUGAGAAUUGGCACAAGUCAAGAGAUGUUCUGCCUUGCCAACGUGUUCACCUUGACUACGUUCUACUUUGACGGGGCUAUGCCAUGCAACUGUAACCCCACCGGCAGUGUCACACUGCAGUGUGAGUCGUACGGUGGACAGUGUGAAUGCAAGCCUGGUGUUGGGGGCCAGAUGUGCGAUAUGUGCCUACCAGAAUUUUAUGCCUUCAGAAGCACUGGAUGUACACCCUGCAAUUGCUUUGGGGAUGAUAAAGUCUGUGACAUGACAACAGGACAGUGUGGUUGUUCCCCAAACACUGCUGGCCAGAGAUGUGAUCGCUGUGUCACAUUUGCAUGGGGACUUGACAGCACUAAUGGAUGUCAGCUCUGCAACUGUGACCCCUUGGGGUCAGUUAAUCCCCAGUGUGAUCUGACAACGGGACUGUGCACAUGCAAACUGGGGGUAGGGGGCAUGAGGUGCAACCAGUGCCUGGAUGGCUUUCAGGGAUUGACCUUCAGCGGUUGCACUACAUGCCAGUGCGAUCUGGCGGGCAGUCUGGGGACCACCUGUAACAAGACAACAGGCCAGUGUCCAUGCAAGGAGUUGACUGAAGGUUUGACGUGUGGUAGUUGCACGCCUGGAAGCUUUUUCAAUUCACCCCUCCACCAAACUGGGUGUCUACAGUGCAUUUGCAUGGGAAUCACAGCAGUAUGCGACAGCACUCAGGAUACAAUCAAUCAGUACAACCUUCCGACUGACGCCAGUCUCCUAAGUAAUUGGUCCUUGGUUUCGGACCUCACCACGCUAGCCCCCUUCCCUGGUGCACCCAUGGCAGCACCCUUCAACAACACAGACUUCAUUGCCGUGACAGUUCAAGGGAGUCAGGAUGCCUUCUGGAUGUUGCCAUCCUUGACGGGCAACCUGCUGGGCGUGUAUGGAAGCCCCUUGCAGUUCUCCGUACGUUAUACGGCCCAGGGUCCACCGGGAGCUGCCGUUGCCAAAGAGGCCAAGAUUUAUAUGAAGGGCCCGUUGAAUACGUACACACGUAGCCUGGGAAUGGUGCCAUUGAGUUCCCUGCAAGCCUUUUCCAUACAAAUCACCGAGACGGAAUUUAUCAUAGAGGGCUCAGGAGCGUCCGUGGACCGGUCUGAUUUCUUGCGGACCCUCAGCUCAGUGGAGGGAAUCUUUGUGUCGGCAUCACUCACAGUAGUGACCCACCAGUCGAGCAUUGGUGAAGUGUCUUACUCCACAGCCACUGAUAGGAAUUCACCCUUGUACAACCCCUUGGCAGCGAGAGCACUCUCCGUGGAACAGUGCAGCUGUGGCAUUGGGUACUCAGGAUAUUCCUGUGAGGAUUGUGCCACGGGUUACCGACGAUCCAAUGUCAGCAGUCAUCCAUUCUUUGGAGAAUGUGUGGCAUGCAAUUGUAAUGGCCACAGUGGGUCAUGUGACCCUGAAACUGGGCAGUGUCUAGAAUGCAGCCACAAUACCACUGGAUUUAAUUGUGAGCAGUGUGCUGAUGGUUUCUAUGGUGAUGCAACCAAGGGAACACCCAAUGACUGUACAGAAUGUCCCUGCGGCCUCCCUCAAGCCCAGUCAGCAGCAUGUUCGGUGAUUAAUGGCACCGUCACCUGCCUGCAAUGCAAUCCAGGCCAUCUGGGACCCCUCUGUGACAGGUGUGAUGUAUUCCACUAUGGUGAGCCUCAUCUCCCUAACGGCUUCUGCACACCUUGCUUCUGCAACGGGAACACGGAUCAGUGCAACACAGUCACAGGCCAGUGUCUGUCUUGCGGAUCACGGACAACAGGGUUCAACUGCGAGAGGUGCCUGGACUUCACCUUUGGAAAUGCAUCUGUGCGCAACUGUCAAGAUUGUAACUGUGACCCUGUCGGUUCCAGUGGCAACCUUUGUGACCAUUCCACCGGCCAGUGCCCCUGCCGCCCAGGCGUUGGGGAUCGUCGCUGCAACGUCUGCCUGCCCAACUUCUACAACUUCUCCUCUCAGGGCUGCCAGGCCUGUGACUGCAAUGAGUUUGGCUCCGUCAGCCUUCAGUGUGGACAGGAUGGCCUGUGUCCCUGCCGCGCUAACGUUGAUGGAAUCAAAUGUGACCAGUGCAUGGUGGGAAGAUAUGGGCUUCCCCAGCAACUAUGCGCAGAUUGUGACUGUGAUGUCAGGGGCUCUGAGGGUGGGGCUCUAGCUGUUUGUGACAUCUACAGUGGUCAGUGUCCGUGUAAGCCUGGUGUGGGCUCGCGCCGCUGUGACCAGUGCCUGCCAACAUAUGUCAACUUUACUGACACUGGAUGUAGUAAGUGUGACCAGUGUGUUGACACUCUCCAAAACUCCACCGUCAGCCUCAACAUUCUGUGGAUGCUGCUGUGGGAACAUGCCAGCCUCCUGAACGAGCUGCAGCAGCGGGAUGCCGAGCUGGAAGGCCUUCGACCUCAGGUUGUUCAGAGAGUGACCCAGCUGAAUGACACCCUGACCAGCUUUGCCGAGCUGAGGCGCCAGGUCCAGAACAUAGAUGAGCAGGGGAUUGUGUCAAAGGUUGACGGCCUGGUCACACUGGUGGGCCAAGCUAUGGAGGCCUCUCAGACAUUACUGAACAAUGCCACAUCAGAACUGCAACGUGUCCAGGGUCUGUCGGCCCAAGCCGAGUCGGUUCUGGCCGGUGUCUCGCAUACUAACCAGACAGGCCUGGAUUACCUGGACCUCCUUGAAAACUGGAAUGCAACGGCUGCUUUACUGCCUGGCAUGGCCCAGGGCAAGCUGGACAGGCUGGUGCUGGUGUCAUUCGAAACGGAGGAGAGGAUGAUCAGGGCUGAGUUGGCGAGAAGCCAGAAUGUGUCGCGGGAUGCGGAGGCAUUACUAACCUUAAUCAUGUCACAGUCGUCCACAAGCAAUGCCUUAAAUACCUUGGUGGUUUCAGCAGAAACACAGUUCAUGGACACAAUGCAGAUAGUGACCAAUACUCACACCUUGCUCAAUGAUGUUGAAGAUGCUCUGAGCCAAGUUGGAUCCGUUGUUACUCAAAUCGAGACUCAGUUGAACUACUCCAGCCAGCUUUUAUCAGAAUCUCAAGACCUUCUUCAGAGGAUUGACACCAUGCUGACUGCAAGCCGAACCGACAUAUCCGAUGGGGACCAGGCCUUUGCUGAUGCUAAUACCAUCAGGCAGGGUGCAGCUGCGGGUUCACCUGGGGUGCCCGUGGACCCUAGCAUUAAUCAGGAAGGUCAGAAUGGUUGGAUCAAUACUCAUUCAUCUGCAAGGAAUGCAGACGCAGCAGUGUCCAGCCUGCAGCCAGUCAUUGAGAGUAACGUCCUCAGUGCUGAGAACCAUGUCCUUUCUCUUACCUCAGUGGCACAAGAGUCAAGCAGGCUGUUUGCAGGAGCCAGUGCCCUCAGCCAGCAAGCGGUGGACGUGGUCCAGCGCUACCAAGCCGCAGUGUCGUCCAUCACAGAAGCCGAGCUGAUGUCUGAGGCAGCCAAUGCCAGCAUAAGCACCACACAGCAGAGUGUCGAGGUACGAACCCUGGCUGCACUGCAAGAGGACGCCAGUACAUCCCGCGAACGCAGCGUAGCACUGGAGAAUGAAAUUAACGCAAGGAACACUGAUGUAGCAGGUUUGGAGAGAUCCCUACUGACAGCAAAUGAGACUCUUGUAUCUGCUGAGGACUUAUGGGACACCAUUGCAGUCAGUUACUUGACUCUUCAAGAAGAGGCCAAUGCACUUUCACAAACAGCCAAUGAUCCACAGAUUCAGCCAAUUAUUGACCAGGGUCUCAGCUCGGCUAACCUGGCUCUUGGCGUAAGUGGUGUGACCCUCAACAACACACGGAUUCUGGACAAUGUACUCACAGAUAGUGAGAAUGACAUUGAGGCUAUCCGAGAGACUGUCAAUAAUGUGUCAAGUCUACUUGGCACAACCCCUGGAACAGUUAGUGAAGUCGAGGCGGACUUGGUAACCCUUUCUCAGAAGACAGUCAACCUGACAGCCCUCCAGAAUGAGACCUCACAGAUGCGCAGUGCCAUCAACGAACGCCUGGCACGCCUCAGGGAGAAACUGCGCCGCGUGCAAGACAGGAUCGCCACCACCAAGCAGCCAGCUCGCUUCUCUGGCCAGACAUCACUGGAAAUUCAGCUUGACUCUGGCAGGUCCACUCUGUCCAACGAGGUCCAACUAGAUUUCAAGGCGGACAGUCCAGAUGGUCUGGUGUUCUUCAUGGAGAGCACCGCCAACCAAUUCUACAGUGUAGAAGUGGUGGCAGGAAAGGCGCAAUUCAGCUUCAACAUCAAUCGGGAUGCGGUCACCAUUCAGAGUCCCAUAGAGGUGUGCUGCGGGGAAUGGUAUCAAGCCAUUGGUACUAGAUAUGCCAAUGAGGGACAUCUGUCCAUUGUCAAGCUGAGCACAGGUGGAGCAUCUGCCACCUACGGCCGGAGCACCUUCACCUAUGACAAGUACUUCUCCUUUGCACCCAAUAAGACGUCAUUCUAUGUUGGCGGCAUCCCGAGCUCAUACCAGACCAAUAAGGUCAGUAGCCGUAGCUUCGUAGGCUGCAUCUCGGACGUUACUUUCGACGGCCAGGAACUGAACCUCUGGCGCCCAACUUCCCAGGAAGGAUCUACACUGUGCUGCCAGGGGGCAGUCGAAGUUAUCACCCCUGAACCUGACAUCACUCCUGGAGCAAGUUUCACAGGAUUUGGCUUUUACAGGCUACCCAACGAUGACUUCAAUGUGUAUGAGUCAGCAAGCAUCUCUCUAGACUUCCAGACCUCAGUGCCGGAGUCUGUCCUGAUGAUCGUAACCCGGCCUGACCUCAUCUCAUACAUCGGGAUCUUCAUGCGAGCUGGGAAUGUCAUGUUUGAGAUGAACACAGCGGGCAACGCUAGGUACAUUCUCCAGACCUUGGGAACGUACAAUGAUGCAAGGUGGUACAGGGUGAAUGUCGCUUACAACUCCUCCCACUACCGCAUGGAUAUUGGCUACGCGAACCAGACAGAUGCGGUGCUAGAGAGUUUCAUGCAACCAACGGUGGCUUUCCUGCGGUUCCCCAACCUGCGUUAUGCAUUCAAGUUAUUCCUUGGCUCUCCCGAUCCAGCGCUUUCCGCUGAUAUCAUACGGGGCCCGACCAAUCUUCGCUUUGCGGGCUGCAUGAAAAACGUGAAGCUAUCGAACGGAACAACACAAGGCAUGGUCAGCAGACCCUUGACAAACACAACGGCCAUUGAAUAUAUGGGUGUCUCGUUUGACGGCUGCAGGGCUAAUGUGACAGCCGGCAUUGGUUUCUCCGGCCAGUUGGCCUUUGCUCAGUUAUCUCUGCCCCUCCAGCUCGCCCGGACUCGUUCCAUCAGUUUCUUCUUCAAGACGCUGGAGCCCCAUGGCAUCCUGGCCUACAGUUACGGCACCUUGAGCUUUAACAAGCUGUUUUACAUUGCUCUGUACCAUGGCAACAUCUUUGUCCAGUACAAUGCCGGUGAGGGUUUGUCCGAGCCACUGCAGACGGUAGGACUUCGUCUGAACACCGGACAGUGGCAAGAAGUGACUGUCCAGUUCACUGGCCUCUCUGCCUCACUCAAGGUGAACGACCUGCCCACCGUAUACAGCAUGCGACACCUUCAGACUGAAGGCAUAGACAUACUGGGACAGAGUAGCUACCUGUAUGUGGGCGGAGUUCCUAGCACCACACCCAUUCUGAUUGGCGGAGAGUUCCCCAUCCGCAUGUCCCUGAGUGGAGACCUGAGAGAUUUCAUGAUCAACUCACUCUCUGUGAACUUCAAUGAUGGCUCCAUAGUCCUGGCAAAUCACGGGCUGGACCUGUCCGGUGUUACCCCACCGGUAUCUGAGUUGCCACCACGCCCCUACCCCACCUCCCCAGCCCCCACUGGUACUGCAGCGCCCACCACCUGCAGAGAGCCCACGCUGGUCAUCCCCUACCCAGGGGCGGUCAGGUUUGGCGUUACAACGAGCAGCUAUCAGGCUUACCAGCUUACACCUCAACAGGCAGCACUGUUCUUGAAUAGGUUUGUGAUCAAGCUGUCAUUCCGUGCCCUCUCCCCGGACGGUGUGAUGCUCUAUGCAGCCAACAGCCCCACCACACCGAGGCAAUUCAUGGGCCUGGUCAUGAUCGAUGGUAAGCUGUCCUUUAACAUCCUGACGGACUCUAGAGCCAUGACUGGUUUCAACAUAGCCACCAGGGAACGGUAUGACAAUGCACUCUGGCAGGAGGUAACAAUCCUGCGCAUCCAUGACUUUGUGGCCAUCCUGGUAGAGAAGACGAGGGACUACAGCAGAAAUGUUGUGCAAUUGGAUUCUGUCGUGUCCAGCAUUGCCAUCAACACUGACCUCUAUGUGGGAGGCAUUGGCCCUGGCAUCGCAAGGAGUGGGUACCACCUGCGGAUUUCAAAUCCCUUUGACGGCUGCAUCAGGAUGCUGGAGUUUCAGUUUGCUGCUCCGCCUGAUUUGAUAUUUAACCUCAGCAAUCCAACCAGCAUGGUUGACGUUCAACCCUGUAGCAUGAACGAAGUGGACCCCGGCGGCUCCUUCGAUGGCACCGGUUGGCUGCAUCUGAUGAACAACUUCCGCAUUGGUGACAGCUUGGAUAUCCAGCUGACCAUACGCACAGUCAUGCAGAAUGCACUAUUAUUGGCCAUCUCUGGAGAUGCCCAGAACUUCAUUGCAAUGGACAUUUACAAUGGAUUGGUGAGGGUGAUAGUCAGCCACGGGUUCAUGUCAUCCUACAUCGUCCGCUCCACCACGCUGUCCAGUGAGUUUGCCGUCUGCAACAACCAGCCCCACCUCCUCCGCUUCUCCUUCACCACAGCUGCUCUUGCGCUGACCGUGGAUGAUAAUCUCAGAGACGUGGUGUCCUUUGACGCAGGCACGCCCACCGUGGCUGCCACCAAUGGGUUGGCUGUGUAUAUUGGUGGGAUACCUGAUAUCACCACCGUACCCCUGAUCAGCGGAAUCGCCACCAAUUCCUUCCAGGGUUGUAUGCAGGACCUGCUCAUCAAUAAUGCCACUGUGCCGUUCAGGGACAACCUGGGCAAAGUGGGCUUCACCACAGGCUGCCCACGCCCGGUCUAAGAAAGGUUGGCUCUAUUAAAGGUUAGGUCCAAGACAGGUGCUUGACCCUUCAAGGAAACUAGGGUCAUUCAUAUCAAAUAUUCUGAAUUCCAUUACUUUGUCCUCCACAGAAAAAGUGGAUACUUAGUAAAUUUGUGUUGAAGGUUUUAAAUCAUUGCGUUCCUUAUUUCUCUGUUCCUCAAUCAGGAGGCCAGGCACAAUAACUUUAAUGUAUUUUGCGCCAGAACUCAUGUUCUGUCAUAGCUUUGCACCAAGAAUGCUGUUUUUACAAAAACAAUUCUGUCAGUUUUUGGAUUACUGCAAAUGUUAGGUACUUUUUGAGGGUUGUGGAGCAUCCAAUUAAUCGUUACCAUCUUAAAAAUCUGCCCACAAUGUGAUGGUAACUCUUAAUAUUUUUUAAUUGAUUUUCUCUCCAUAUAUUUUACUAAUGUCAAGAUCAUGUUCUUCAGUAACGUUAGGAUUUUCCCAUCAUGUUUUAGUGCUGGUUUGUUGUGAUGUUUUUGCUUUGUUUAGUUUGAUUUCUUUAAUGGUUUGUUUGUCUGUUUAGUUUUGCAUCUGUACAUUUGAGGUGUUUUUCACCACGUGUGUUCAGACAGCUCAAAUUGCAUGAAACUAUACCACCACUUUUCAUUCACGGUGCUUUAUCCCACUGAAAAUUCAAAGUGCUUCAUUAUUUUGCUGUAGCAAUUAGCAGUCAAUUUUGCUUUAUGUGAUGGAUUUUUAAGUUGCAAACCUGAAGAUAGCGCACUGUAUGUAUUCAGAACUUCCCACAAUGUCCUAUAUUGAGUACAUUGUCAAAGCACAGAGUUCCCAUUUUACUUUUGUGAUCCGCCACAACGGUUUCGACCUGUAAACACUCACACAAAACAUUCCAAACUGUUAAGAAUAAGCUCAGUAAAUGACAAAUGGGAACUAUCACUUAGUAGAAAUCUGUUACAAAUCAGCUAAUGAAUGCACAAGUUGUGUAAUGCCGAUAACACGUAUUCUGAAAUGGAAGAGCUGCAUUCCUUUGAAUUAAAUUUUUUUCCGAAGUACGUUCAAAAGGCCUGUCUCACUUUACAUGUAAUAAAUAUGUGAAGUACACAA